Messenger RNA from Emiliania huxleyi CCMP1516, 1200 nucleotides. RefSeq lists its product as hypothetical. NCBI's taxonomy places the organism in Eukaryota, Haptophyta, Isochrysidales, Noelaerhabdaceae. The transcript is spliced from 2 exons. Bases 1 to 1200 code for a protein of 399 amino acids. The record is from RefSeq and is a predicted model, not a curated record. Gene Ontology annotation, molecular function: catalytic activity.
AUGGAUGGGUUUGGAUUGCGCGUGAUGACGGCCCACGCGACCGAGAUCGCGGCCACGCCCGAGCCGCUCGCCUACGCGCGAGCAGCUCUCAUUCUUUGGGUGAACCAGGCGGGGACUGCGCAGGGAGGCUUGCCCGGUGUGUCAGUUGCGCUGGUAGCCGCACUGCUCGCUUGGGUGAACGACGACGACGCGACGCCGCCGCGUCUCGACUCGAUGGAGUCGACGGACCCAGGAUUUGGCGCUCUCGUCGUGAACUGCCAGCUUGCGCUGCACGUGCUAGCGGAGCGUCAAAUGCCCUGCCGCGAGGGCGAGUGUUUGCCGCUCAUGAGCCACAACAACCUUCUGCUCGGCAGACUCGCGUUUGUCUGCCUCGAGUUGGAAAGGCUCGCCAGUGUCGGCGCAGCGACCGCCGCCCUCUCACUCGCUGCCUUUGAGGGCAACACUGCGGUGUACGAAGACGCUUGCCGGUGGGAGGCCGCGUCGCGCUUCGACGCGGCUGCUGCGGCUGCCAUUGCGAGCUGGACGCGCGCCGACAUUCGCUGGACGCCGCGCCGCAUGCAGGACCCCCUCGAUCUGCGCUGCGCGGCCACAGCGCUCGGCGCUCUCCUGCGCUUCCACGUGGGUACCGCCGUCGGGUUCGACGCGCUACCCCUUCGCGCCUCCCUGGACGCCGUACUCGGGGCGCUCGGAGAGAUAUGCAACAGAUCCUAUUCGCGCGUGGGGACGCUGGCGAACCCUUCCCUCAAUGGCGGCCUGCCGUGCGGAUUGCACAACGGCAGCUCCCACGGCGGCGUGCACAAUCGCAACCUCCUCGUCAUUGCGGCGGCCACGGCGCACCAGGCGGCCGCCGCUGCGUCCCUCCGCCUCGCCGGCUCCCGGCCGACCGCCGCCGACGGUGUGGAGUGCGUCGGCGCUUUCGCCGCGUCCGCCGCCGCGGCGGUCGGCGCGACUGUGCGAGCGUGCCGCACGCUCCACGCCAUCGAGGCGACAGUCGCCAUGGCGGCUCUUGGCGUCCGCAGCCCGGCCACGACACUGACGCCGCACCUUUCGGCGCUAGCGGUGGAGAUGGCGCCAUCCCUCGCCACCUACUACGAUCCUACAGCCAGGUUCCGGCUGGGAGAGGUCGCGGAGCGCCUCGAGGCCGCCGUCGAGGCCGCCUCGCCCGGUGGACAGCUGACGGCCAGCGCUGCCACGGCAUAG